Messenger RNA from Hansenula ciferrii, 417 nucleotides. RefSeq names its product 40S ribosomal protein eS17 (gene RPS17B). The record is from RefSeq and is a predicted model, not a curated record. NCBI's taxonomy places the organism in Eukaryota, Fungi, Ascomycota, Saccharomycetes, Phaffomycetales, Wickerhamomycetaceae. Gene Ontology annotation, molecular function: structural constituent of ribosome. Bases 1 to 417 code for a protein of 138 amino acids. The transcript is spliced from 2 exons. Gene Ontology annotation, biological process: translation. Gene Ontology annotation, cellular component: ribosome.
AUGGGUAGAGUUAGAACUAAAACCGUCAAAAGAGCCUCAAAAGUUCUUAUCGAACGUUAUUAUCCAAAAUUAACUUUGGAUUUUGAAACCAACAAACGUUUAGCUACUGAAAUUGCUACUAUUCCAUCAAAACGUCUUAGAAACAAAAUUGCUGGUUACACCACUCAUUUAAUGAAACGUAUUCAAAAAGGUCCAGUUAGAGGUAUUUCUUUCAAAUUACAAGAAGAAGAACGUGAAAGAAAAGAUCAAUAUGUUCCAGAAGUUUCUGCUUUAGAUUUAUCAAACACUAAAAACCAAUUAGAAGUUGAUCAACAAACUGCUGAUUUAGUUAAAACUUUAGGUUUCAAAAUUCCUUUAUCUGUUGUCUCAGUUUCAUCUCAAAGAGCUCCAGAACGUCGUUUCAAAAGAAGAAACUAA